AUGAUGAAAUGGGUUUCGUGUCCGUGCUGGGGAACUAACGAUGAUGAAAACUCCGGCGAGACGGCGGCGGACAGAGAUCCCGUCCUCCUCGUCUCUGGCAUGGGGGGAUCGAUUCUGCAUUCUAAGAAGAAGAACUCCAAGUCUGAAAUUCGCGUCUGGGUUCGGCUGUUUCUCGCUAACCUUGCUUUCAGACAGAACCUCUGGUCUCUUUAUAAUCCCAAAACAGGUUAUACAGAACCGUUGGAUGAAGAUAUUGAAAUUUCGGUCCCUGAGGAUGACCAUGGACUCUAUGCGAUUGACAUUCUAGAUCCAUCCUGGUUUGUAAAGCUUUGUCACUUGACGGAGGUGUAUCACUUCCACGAUAUGAUAGAAAUGCUGGUUGGGUGUGGUUACAAGAAGGGCACUACAUUAUUUGGAUACGGUUACGAUUUCAGACAAAGCAAUAGGAUCGAUCAACUCAUGCUCGGUCUCAAAAAGAAGCUGGAAACUGCAUAUAAAACUUCAGGGGAGAGAAAAGUCACUAUCAUCUCACACUCAAUGGGAGGAGUAAUGAUUUCAUGUUUCAUGUUUCUCUAUCCCGAGGUUUUCUCCAAGUAUGUUGGUAAAUGGAUUACAAUUGCAACACCUUUCCAAGGAGCUCCAGGGUGCAUCAAUGAUUCACUCUUGACCGGAGUGCAGUUUGUUGAAGGCUUAGAAAGCUUCUUUUUCGUAUCACGAUGGACCAUGCACCAACUGUUGGUAGAGUGCCCAUCUAUCUACGAGAUGAUGGCAAAUCCAUAUUUUAAGUGGAAGAAACAACCAGAGAUUCGAGUUUGGCGCAAGAAAACUGAAAAGGACAACGACGAGACUUCUGCGGAACUGGAAACAUUUGGAUUAGUUGAGAGUAUUGAUCUAUUCAACGAUGCAUUGAAGAAUAACGAGCUAAGCUAUGGUGGGAAUAAAAUAGCUUUACCGUUUAACUUUUCUAUCCUCGAAUGGGCGAGUAAGACGAGAGAGAUUCUCAACAAAGCGCAACUUCCUGAUGGAGUUUCCUUCUAUAACAUUUAUGGAGUGGCUCAGGAUACUCCCUUCGAUGUUUGUUAUGGCACAGAGACUUCUCCAAUUGGGGACUUGUCUGAGAUAUGCCAAACUAUGCCUGAGUAUACAUAUGUAGAUGGAGAUGGAACCGUACCAGCUGAAUCAGCAGCAGCUGCUCAGUUUAAAUCAGUUGCGAGUGUAGGAGUCUCCGGAACCCAUAGAGGACUCCUCCAUGAUAAAAGAGUGUUUGAGCUCAUCCAGCAAUGGCUAGGAGUUGAGCCUAAGAAAGCUAAACGGAAGCACUCAAGGACUCACAAAGUUGCUGAUUCUGGUUAAAUUCCAAAACCUGUAAUGAAUAAAGAUAAAAUGAAGGAACUCCUUUGUGAUGUAAUUUUUUAAAUUAUUAUAUGCUAUUGUGUAAACUGUGCGACAUGUAUGUGCCAUGUAAUUGCUAGUCCAAAACAGCAACCUUUGGGUUUGUUACUAAUAAAGAACUAAUAAAAAUGUA
Molecule: messenger RNA, 1525 nt
Organism: Brassica oleracea var. oleracea
Lineage: Eukaryota; Viridiplantae; Streptophyta; Magnoliopsida; Brassicales; Brassicaceae
Product: phospholipase A(1) LCAT3
Exons: 11
Coding region: 1-1353 (450 amino acids)
Biological process (GO): lipid metabolic process
Source: RefSeq, a predicted model, not a curated record